AUGCCUGAACUGUAUAAAUUAUAUCAAUUCGAAGAUGGUCCUGAACUAUUAACUUAUGCUGCAACUAUUUUAGAUGAAAAUGUAUUGAAAUUAGAACAGCAACUCUAUUCUCAAGCGUAUUCACAAGCAAAUGAUGGUAAAGUAUUGUUAACACCACCAUUUUCACGAUUCACGAACGCUUUGCGAAAAUUGCACUAUGAUACUGAAUUGAAAAUGCAAAAAUCAGCAAUAGGGGCAGAACCAAUUAUAAUGAAUGCUAGUAAUAGUGUUGGUGUACAAGCAUGUGCUGAAUUUUCAGCGUUAGAUGACCGAGCUUCUGAUACGAUGAAAGAAAAUAGUUUUCAAAAUUUAGCACAAGUCUUAUUUGAUGCUGGUCGUGCACUCACCAAGUCAUCAAUACAAGUACAAGCUAUUCUUCCAAACCCUACUACUGCAAUAAAUUAA
Messenger RNA from Rotaria sp. Silwood1, 444 nucleotides. NCBI's taxonomy places the organism in Eukaryota, Metazoa, Rotifera, Eurotatoria, Philodinida, Philodinidae. The record is from the annotation of a GenBank genome assembly.